AUGGCGGAAUCUAACCUCAAUCCGGAGCAGCAUCAGCCGGGAAACGACUUGCCAGGCGGUCCACUACCGCCAGGAGUAAACCCACAACACCCGGGAAUGCAACGGCAUUCGGCUCCAUUUUUCAACGGUCCACCAUCAGCGCAGCAAUCUUCAAGUACCAGUUCGUCUUCCGCCGAAGCAUCCUACCAGCUCUUUCAGCAGCUAAUGCAGCAGCAACAGGUAUUCAUGCAGCAGCAGCAACAACAGUUAAUGCAGCAGCAGCAAGAUUUCUUCCGGAGUGUCAUCUCAUCAAUCAGUAUUCAGGUCCCUCCAAACCCUGAAAUGAUUCUCGAUUCACUAGCAAACAAUAUCAAAGAGUUUCGCUACGAUCCGGAUGAAAACACAACCUUCGCUGCAUGGUACGGCAGAUACGACGAUUUGUUCGAGCAAGAUGCUGCCCGGCUGGACGAUGAAGCGAAAGUCCGCUUGCUCAUGCGAAAACUCGGAUCAUCUGAGCACGAAAGAUAUGUGAGUUACAUUCUGCCGAAAUUACCGAAGGACUACAAAUUUACUGAUACAGUUGAAAAACUGAAAAUCCUUUUCGGCACUGCAGAGUCCGUCAUCAGUAAACGGUAUCGGUGUUUGCAGGUUACCAAACAACCGACCGACGAUUACGUCACAUAUGCUUGUCAAAUCAACAAGACAUUUGUUGAAUUCGAGCUGAGCAAACUAACCGAGGAGCAGUUCAAAUGUCUUAUGUUUGUUUGCGGACUAAAGUCGGAAGGAGACAGCGAAAUACGAACGCGGCUACUGUCGAAAAUUGAGGAACGCGAUGGUAUUACUCUCGAUCAUCUUUCGGAAGAUUGUCAGCGAUUGUUGUGCCUAAAGCGGGACACGGCAAUGAUCGAGUCAUCAUCAUCACCGUCAUCGGUAAAUUUCAUCAAGCGAAAACAACAAUUUUCAAAACAUCAACAGAAGCCGCCAGUGGAGACAGCCGGACCCGACAAAAACAUUCCCUCAACGCCCUGCUGGUUCUGUAGAGGAAUGCAUUUCGUUCGAGACUGCAGUCAUAGGAGCCACAAAUGCAAAGAUUGUGGUGUUGUCAGACACCGUGAGGGUUAUUGUUCCACUGCCAAGCGAACAUCCAAAGCCAGUCGAAACAAAAAGCACCCGGGAUAG
This is a messenger RNA of Topomyia yanbarensis, 1158 nucleotides long. RefSeq lists its product as uncharacterized. The transcript has a single exon. Lineage: Eukaryota; Metazoa; Arthropoda; Insecta; Diptera; Culicidae. The record is from RefSeq and is a predicted model, not a curated record. Bases 1 to 1158 code for a protein of 385 amino acids.